AUGAAAUGCAAACAAGUCUCAAAUGAGUUUCGGGUACUCAUUAGAACCAUCGCAACAGCUUUAGAUGUUCUUCCGAUUGGUUUAAUCGAUUUACCAAAUGAAGUCAAAGAGAUUGUUGUUUUAGUUGCUAAACAAGUCGAGAAAGCGAAAUCCGAGGUGGAGCUAACUGAUGAAAGAACUGCAGUUUUGGUUACUUCCAUAUCGAAUCAAUUCGAGAACCGGGUUGCUCCCAAUCCGACUGAUUUAAAGAGAGUUUUAGAUUACUUAAACAUUCGAAGUUGGAAUCAAUGUAAUAAGGAGAUUAAGUUUUUAGAAGAAGAGAUUAGUACUGCAAGAGCUCGGGGAGAAAACAGAGAGGUUGAUUUCUUAAGAAAUCUGAUCGCCUUCGUUAUUUAUUCUCGCGUUGUGGUUUUCGAUUUCAUAGACGAACACCGAAGUAGUUCUAACAAUUUAUCUAUAUUUGAUAAUGGAAGCAACCCCGGAUCGACGAUUAGUUGUUUGGAUUCAGAAGAUUUUCUAUGCCCAAAUUCUCUGGAGAUUAUGUCAGACCCAGUAAUAAUCUCAACUGGUCAUACAUUCGAUCGAGUUUCAAUUCAAAAAUGGUUCAAAUCAGGGAACUUAAUCUGUCCCAAAACGGGCGAGAAACUUACGAGUAUCGAGAUAGUUACAACAAAAAAUUAG
This is a messenger RNA of Papaver somniferum (opium poppy), 681 nucleotides long. RefSeq names its product U-box domain-containing protein 19-like. The transcript has a single exon. Gene Ontology annotation, molecular function: ubiquitin-protein transferase activity. The coding region runs from base 1 to 681 and encodes 226 amino acids. The record is from RefSeq and is a predicted model, not a curated record. Gene Ontology annotation, cellular component: nucleus; cytoplasm. NCBI's taxonomy places the organism in Eukaryota, Viridiplantae, Streptophyta, Magnoliopsida, Ranunculales, Papaveraceae. Gene Ontology annotation, biological process: protein ubiquitination.